AUGGCCUACAAUGUGGUUGCCGAACUCUUCGCUGAAUGGGCCAUUGGAAUGAUGGUCAUAAUUAUUCGUUUAUAUACGCGAUGGUCUAUUGGCCAAAAGAACUUCUAUUGGGACGACGGAUGCUUGCUACUUGCGAUGGUUUGCUGGACUGUAUUUACUGUGACCUUGUACUACUGUACUGAUGUGUACGGCUCCAAUAUUGGACUUAAUGAAGAGACGGCAGCACUUAUUCCCGAUGAAAAGGUUCCACAGAUACGAAAGGGUUCAAUAUGUGCUUUCGUUGCCUGGGUCACGUAUAUCGGGAUGGUGUGGGCUUUCAAGGGUGUUCUGGUCUUCCUAUACAACCGACUCACGACGGGGCUUUCUCAGCACCGAUUGACAAUGGUAGUGGGAGGCGCCACCGUUUUCACAUUUCUCGUGUCCUUUUUCUUUCACCUGUUCGACUGCAUGCCGAUUCAUAAGAACUGGCAGGUCAAGCCAUACCCUGGAGACAAAUGUACUUUACGUCCGUUGAACUAUAUUCUCAUUGAGACUCUCAGUAUAGUGAAUGACUUAGCAAUCAUGUGUGUUCCCAUACCAUUGAUUAUCGCCGCGAAAAUCCCCCCGUCACAAAAAAUCGUUCUCAUCAUCCUAUUCUCGUCCGGUAUCUUCGUUAUGAUCUGCUCUGUCCUUCGCGCCUACUACUCCGUUCGAGACAUUGCUCAUCUUCCCACCGCGCUCGGCUGGGCCUCGCGCGAAGGCUUCGUAUCAGCAUUCAUCGUCUGCGCACCGGGUAUCAAACCGCUCUUCACUCGGAUCGGAUGGUUCAAAUCGUACGGCUCCUCGAAUAAUUACGGCAGCAAAUACACGUCGAACCACAAAUCUCGGACGGGGAGGUUCACCUCCCGGCCGAGCCGGGAGUUUAACACACUCAAUUCAGGAAAUGAGACGCAUCCCUAUGAGCUGUCCUCAUCCAUGGCCUGGAAUGGUGCUAGACGUGGCUCCUCCGGUGAAAGUCAGGAACAUAUCAUGGAAGAUACGACGCAUAAGCGUGGCGAUAAUCCGGAACACGGCAUUGUAGUCACGACGGAUGUUACGCUUGCCCAUGAAGAUUCGCCUCCGAGAAUGAAGGGGCUUGGGAGGCGUUGA
Molecule: messenger RNA, 1128 nt
Organism: Aspergillus alliaceus
Lineage: Eukaryota; Fungi; Ascomycota; Eurotiomycetes; Eurotiales; Aspergillaceae
Exons: 6
Coding region: 1-1128 (375 amino acids)
Source: RefSeq, a predicted model, not a curated record